Spodoptera litura is the source of this 6289-nucleotide messenger RNA. NCBI's taxonomy places the organism in Eukaryota, Metazoa, Arthropoda, Insecta, Lepidoptera, Noctuidae. The record is from RefSeq and is a predicted model, not a curated record.
AUUGCGAUUACUAUUUCAUCGAGGAAGCCAAUCUCAAAAUAAACAGCAUAUUUUUGCAACUUAGGUCUAGAUUAUUUGUCGCCUAUGAUGAAUGCACAUAAAGCUCUCCAGGACAGACAGAGCGAGACAAAUUAUGAUGAGUAUCUGAUGGCUAUGAAACGGGUGCACCACGGGCAUUCUGUCGUGAACGAUGUGCCGACUGAGAUAGAGACCCCGAGAGCACGUCGAAGGAAGCAGAGCAUGCAGAAACAGGCUAUGUAUAAAUCUAAGUGUAUUACUAGAAUUACUUAACUAUGCAGAUCAGAAUGGACCUAAGAAAGUUAAAAAGACCAAUAGUCAGGUUUCAACAAUGACUUCUGGGUACCUACCUACUUAUCACUACGUGUAAGGUACGUACUUAGGUAAUUUGUACAGCGCUGGGUUCGAACCCCGGACUGCGUGCAUCACAAUGCACUUGCACUUAGAGCUUGGCAUUGUUGACAGUCGAAUAUAUUUUUAAAUUUAUUGUACCUACAUACCUAUUGUCUUCGAAGUCGAAAAACCAACGAAACAAAGAUAGAUUGGAGUAAGUAGGUUGACUGAUGGGCACUGUAGGUACCUGUGCUGUCCAGAAACCCAGAUUGUGGGUAGCAACCCACGGUACCCACAGUAAUUGCUAAGAGUUUUUCGAAAAACUGAAAUUAAACAACCCGAUAAUAUUUGGUCCUACCCAGGAAUCGGGCCUGCAGGCUAUUCUGUAAAAUGUCAAUUUGGACUCUCGAAGCAAUUCUUGCCCGUCAUUGAUCGAGAUCGAGAUCUCACAACCAAUGACAUAGUGGACUGCGAUCGAGCUCAUUGCUCGGUACUAAUAGGUACUACAUGAGCAAAUGAGACAUUCCGUUUUUGUCACAAAUCCACUGCAAUUACCGGCUACCGAAAUUAGAAAGGUUCUUAUAAUUUCCAGGCUAGACAGUAAAGACACAUUGAACUCGAUGACGGAGGCGGCUCGCAUGGGCAUCAUAGCGUCCAUGGUGCCUGAUGAGAUCAUUUACAAGCAUUGCGACUAUUCUAUCAGAAGCUAUGAGACCGCCCUCAUGUUCUGUGAUGUUUCUGGUUUUACCGAACUUUGCGAUAAAUACACAAUCUCGGGAAGUGGUGGGCCAUCAAGACUGACGAAAGUUCUGAACUCCUACAUCGGAGCCAUGGUCCAGGAGAUAUUGACACACAAUGGGGACGUGCUGAAGUUCUCCGGUGAUGCGUUCCUGUCCAUGUGGAAGAAAACCGCCAGGUUGUCCAUGCAGGAUGUGGUCCAUAGUGCCAUCGACUGCGGUCUUAUUAUACAGAAGAAUUACGGAAAUUUUACAUCUGAUGUUGGUGUUGUUUUGAAGGUAAAAGUGGCAAUAUCAGCUGGCCUCUCGCACUUUUCGAUCAUUGGAGACGAGAACUUGACUCAAUCGAGUUCGUCAUUCGUGAUCAUUGGCCAGCCUGUGUGGGACGUCAAGAUGGCACAGUAUAUGUCCAAGUCAGGAGAUGUGCUGACUGCUGCCAGCGCUUGGACUUAUGUUAACGAAGCUGAGUAUUGGACUCAACCGUGUGGAGACGGAAGACAUACUAAGGUUUUAGGAGUUGGUGCCUCUUGGAAGAGAGUGGAAAAAUUGCAAGAAAAUUUAGGAGAACGAAAAUAUUCCGAGACGGUAGGGUUUGCGAAACAACAUCGCGAAUCUACGUUCUCGACAGACUCUAGCGAUUCGGCAGCUCUCAUCAUGUACAAGGAGUUCUCUCUUCGGCCAGCUGUAAUAGCAGCAGUAAGAACUUCAUGGUACCCUGACCUUCGGCGGUUCAUGGCGUUACCAGUUCUUCGUGCAGUGGAGAAUGAUGAGCCAAUGGAUUUCCUCACUGAAAUCCGCCGCGUCAUCGUCGUCUUCCUCAAUAUCAUUACGAGGACUGUCACUCCUGAUGUACUUAUUGAACUCGUUGAUACUGUUUAUAAGCGAGUUUCGAGCUUGACGUCAGAAUCUGGUGGACUGGUUAACAAGGUGUCCAUGUUCGACAAGGAUAUGAUGAUCCUCAUAGUAUUUGGUUUGAGAGGACUCAGCCACGAAGACGAGGCACAACACGCAUUACUGUGCGCCUACCAGAUCAAAAACCAGAUCGUUGAUCCGAAUAUCAUAAAUGUAUCGAUUGGAAUUACUUCUGGCACAACUUAUUGUGGAGUAGUUGGUCAUAUUUUGCGAAGAGAAUACACUGUCAUCGGCCCCGCGGUUAAUAAGGCGGCAAGACUAAUGAUGUGCUACCAAGAUAAAGUGACGUGUGACAAGGAGACCUUCCUCCGAAGUAAAAUUGAACAGGAGUAUUUCAAGCAACUCGAGUCCAAACCUUUGAAAGGUAUCGCUAAACCAGGACCGGUGUAUGAAUUUAAUUAUUCUGGAUGGCCAGAACGACCGCCAUGCAGUCGUCACCCGAUCUUAGGGCGUAACGAUGAAAUGCGAAUCUUCAAGAGCACUCUCCAGAAUGCCAUGGAGCAGCAGAACAGGAGCUUCACAAGAUACCGUGACCAUGUGUAUGGUAUAGCCUUUACUGGAGAAUCACUAAUCGGGAAGACACGUAUGAUAGACGAAUGCCUCUUUGUCACUCCAGACUUUUUGCAGAAGGAGAAAAUAGUUCUAUGUUGCAAUGAUAAUGUACCUUACCAUUUGUUCCGAAGCAUCAUCGAGAAACACUUUAGGAAGGGAAGCCGUAGAAAUUCGCAAGAAAAUAAAGAGAACAGAAUAAGACAGGCUAUCUUAAUGGAGCAAACGACUCCACUUCAAGUUUACGGUAUCAACACUGUAUUUGAAUGUCAGUUCCCAUUGCCAGAAAACUUCAGAUACUAUGGCGAUAUCCUAUCCGAAUUUUCUGUUAAGAUCAUCAUUCAGGAUAUUUGCAAAAAGGUCCUGAUUCAAAUGUGCGUUGUAGCUGUGGAAGAAGCACAACACAUUGACAACGAGUCUUGGCGUUUAAUACUGAUGCUGUUGGAAAUUAAGAUUCUGUUCUUUGUAUUUUCCAUCGCUGAUGUUGAAACUAUGUCAGAUUUUGCAAAAAAUUGCUUCGAAAAUAACAUGAUAAAGAAGGUUCUUCUGGCAGGCAUCGAUCGCACGUACCACGCUGCACUUGCAUGUCAGCUACUAGACGUACAAGCUAUACCUGCUGAUUUAGAAAAGGUUAUCGAAAGUGCCAGUGGUGGGUCUCCAGGUUGGAUACAAAACUUCUUGAUAGCUUUAGUGCAAAGAGGAGCUCUGACUAUAGUAACAAUGACUCGUCAAGAAGCACAAAAGAAGCCAGGGCUUGUGAUGCCUGCUUCGACCCUACUACAGAAGGUCGUUGACGUGGAAGAAGAAGAAAUGGCUCGAAGACGCAGCUAUCAGGUCCUUAUAAAGAUUUUUACUCCAGAAAAUUAUACAAUCGGAAACAGAGAACUUGAUGGUGACCAUACGAUUCAAGUGGCAAUACUCGCGGACUCCUACACUUUCGAGGACAUGAAGGUUGAUAUGGCUAUGGAUGCAAUUAUAUUGAAAACCUACGACUCUUUGACUCCAUUUGAGAAGAUGUUGUUAAAAUGUGGAUCAGUGCUCGGAGAUGUCUUCUCUAGAAGAAUGCUUUUGAAUCUACUACAAUGUGAUUCUCCAAGAAAAGUAGCCCAAGCGAUAGCAAAGUUAUUCAUAAUUCGAGUACUGGAGUGUGAGGGAGGGGACUUCACUCACGAUACCUCCUUGGUCCUGGUACACCCAGCGCCAUCGGUCCCUGAUCCCAAGCCCCCGUAUUGCGCCUGUUUGGGGACCCGGCAACCUCCAAACUGCCGUGAUCUCCCCAUGUACGCGUUCUGUGGCUACAUUAAGUUCCGUCACUCCUUAUUCAGAACCACUACGUAUGAAAUGUUGACUGAGACACAGAAGCAUGAAAUGCAUGCCCGCGCUCUGCUCUACUUGGAGCGAUAUACAAGGAGAUGCACCAACUGCGGUGCUGGUUGCUUCUCCAGGCUUCUCGGAUUACGUUGUGAUGAUGGAUUAAUUUACGAAACAGAAGAAUUAAAACGAACGCGUCUCCAAAUCAGUGCGCUAAGUGCAGAAGCUAAGAUCCCUGGAGAAGAAAACACAAAUUUCUACGUCGAAAGUCAAUCUAGGCGACCGUCAAAUCAGAUAUACUCGAAGAACAAGCGCGUUCGUUCGUUUUCUUCUAUGGAGAUAGAGAACUGCGAAUGUCUGUCCAUACUUCUGUGCGUUUACAGUCAAGUUCUGGACCACUGCCGAGGAGCUAGUGAAUUUCAGAAACUAUACGAAGCAUACUUGGAGUAUGCAGAUUUGUGCAUAAAUAUAAGCAUUAACAUACCACAAGCGGUUCGUUUGUUAUUUGAAGUCGAAAGUUUUAUUGAGACAGAGGACUUUUACCCAAAGAACCUGAAUAAGAAAUGGGUCAGAGAUUUUUGCAUGGCAAACAUAUUUUCCUUGCGAGGAAUAUGUAUGCUGGAGUCUGGAGACCACAAUGAGGCUCGGAAGCAAUUGUUUCAUGCCAUGAAAUUGUAUAGGCAUCCCUUUCCUACUUCCAAACACAUGAUAAGACUAAAUAACAUGGGAGCGUCCUUUCAUCAAGUGAUGGCACUUUAUAUUGCGCCGAACUUCUACAUUGAGAGGGAAAGUGGUAUGAUAGGCAACUUUUACGAAGAUAUUGCAUUUACUCUGUAUAGACUGUACAGGUUAUUUACGGAAGCCAAGGAGCCAGCGAACGCAACGUUAGCAGCUAAAUGGUGCCUGCAUUAUGCUUUACGUACAAACUCCAACUUUCGACUGCUGUGUGUCAGUUACGCGAACAUGAUUGCAGAUUAUGGACAAAGGCAACAGUUCUCGAUGUGCGAAAAGCUGGAGAACCGAGCAAUGGAGAUUUGUCGUCGCAAACGUGGUCAGUUGGAUGUGACCGAAGUUCCGGCACUCAGUUAUUUAUACACAAGCAUAUUUCUUUUCUACGUUGACCAUGGAAAAAAGAUAGAAAGCUUGGAAUUCGGUUUGUCAGUGAUGCACAUGCUUACCACUCGGACUGAGAUGAACACGCGUGAAUCUCUGGUCUUAUGCAUGCUAAAGUUAUUGCUAAGCGACCUGAAGAUAAAUGAUAUGGUCACGAUCAUGAGGGAAUUCUUCUACUUGACUGAUCACUAUGAUUUAUGCUCUGAAACCUGGUACUAUUAUUAUGCAAUAGUGAUCCUCCUUGACACUGGAUACUGCGUGGAAUCGUACGGAACUUGUGAGAAGUUCUAUAUGAAGAAAGGGGAUGCAUUACUAAGAUCGAAGACUCCAGAAGCCGCUUGGAACUUUUUUGUUAGCAUGUGGCUGGUAACCAUAAGAGUAGGUGCAUGGGAAAGAUCCAUAUUAUGGGAAGAGAAGAUCAAGCAGCUACUAUCUAUGAAGCUGAACAGACACGAGUUCAACAUGAUGAUAAUCAUCAGACUGGUUGAGGGGCUCCUUAUUACAUUGGUGAGAGAGAUGGAUAACAGGAACAUAAAGAAGAUUAUGGUGUUGGAGAAAUACUUAAAACCUUUGUUUCUUGACAUGGAAAAAGCAUGUGCAAAAUCGCCUAUGUAUCGGUCAAGAUAUUGCCUAAUGUCGGCAUACUACGCCUAUAUAAGAGGUAAGAAACAUAGAGCGUACAAUUACCUGAAUAAGGCCCGGGACCUCUCGAAGCAGUACUCCAACCUUGUCCUCAUUUAUUGGGUGGAACACACACACAAUCACUGGAAAGGAACCCUAAACCCCAAGUUCAUAGAUUACUGGUCUGAACACAUAGAACCGAAUAAUUUGCUGGAUUUCAGAGAUUUCGACCCUCAAAAUAACACAAUUAUACCAUACACUUUACCUUUACCAACUGAUUUAGACAAAUAAGUCGUUUUUUAAUAUUAAACGUAUGGCAACACUUUAGUUUUAAAGAAGCAUAAUUUAAGUUCUCAUUUUCCUUUAUGGUAUUUUUUUUAAAUAAAGAAUAUUAAAAAUUAUCGUGAAGUUUCAAUCAAAUGAAAAUCCAUAACUGAUAGGCAAAAAUAUUUUAUUGAAUAAUAAAAUUUUAUAGCUACCAUUUUCACUAAGGGUCGUUGUAGACGAGAUUGCGAUAUGAACUAUCCAUUACCUAGUUACACGAAUAUAGACUUUACAGUCACGACAUAAAGACUAUCCCAGCUUAUUGGAAUGUGCCAGGACUCUUUCGAGUGAGCAUACCUUUCAAGCUCUCUUAUGGGCUUACUAACGGCGUAUUUAUAUCAUGUAUGCAUGGUGUACUAAUCUAAAAGGAG